Pieris macdunnoughi is the source of this 1161-nucleotide messenger RNA. Lineage: Eukaryota; Metazoa; Arthropoda; Insecta; Lepidoptera; Pieridae. The record is from the annotation of a GenBank genome assembly.
AUGAAAGUAUGGGACCGCGAUGAGGAAGCACGGGCUUUGCUGCGUAGUUUCUCGUUAGCGGGAUGGAGGAGGGGAUUACCCGGACCCACAAAACUAGAUGGCGUCAAAACCUACAUGCGCAUGCGACGGGUCCCAAACCACUUGCAAGUGAAGGUCAUUAAGUGGUUCGACUAUCUGUGGCUGACACAGAAGUGCUCAGACGAGGAGAAGGCUGUGUCGUGUCUUCCCGAUAAAUUAAAAGCAGAGAUAGCUAUAAAUGUUCACCUUGAUACUCUUAAGAGGGUGGAGAUUUUUCAGAACACUGAAGCCGGUUUUUUAUGCGAGCUCGUGUUAAGACUUCGCCCAGUCCUGUUUUCACCAGGGGAUUAUAUCUGCAGAAAAGGGGAAGUCGGAAAGGAGAUGUACAUAGUGAAUCGUGGGAAACUGCAGGUGAUGGGUGACAACGGAAAAACUGUGCUGGCAACACUAAAAGCGGGUUCUUAUUUUGGCGAAAUUUCAAUUCUGAAUAUGGGGACCGCAGGUAAACAACUUGGCAACCGUCGGACAGCGUCUGUACGAUCCGUGGGAUAUUCGGACCUGUUUGUGCUGAGCAAGAACGAUAUGUGGGAUGUGCUAAAAGAGUAUCCGGCUGCCCGCGUCCGGCUCGAAGCAAUCGCAGUCAAGAGACUUGAGAAGUACAGAAGGGUGCCAGUUGACAAAGUAGGCAUGGGACGUUGCCAUUCGACUCCUGGUAUUAUGGAGGCCAUUCGCAAAGAGGACGUGAAGCCCUACCAACAGCCUUUGGGUCUACCAAUCCAUUCGUCGCAUCCACCUUCCUUCCCGGACCAAAUUAAUAGUUCGUCAGGUAGUCCUCUACGUGUAGCAUCACCAGUGGUAUCAUGUGGUUCAAGUGCCCGCAGCAGCGCCGCAGGCCCUGGUAGCAUGACGACCACAGGCCCCAAAGUGAUUCGCGACUCCCAUGAUGCGCUAGAGUCAGAAAUAAAGAGACUGCGCGAGCGACUGUAUACGGUGGAAACUGAAAAUGCAGCCAUGUCAGCUAAACUAAACCAGCAGCAAUGGGAAGUUGAUCAAAGAUUGCAAGAAAUAGAGAUGCAGAUCUGUGGCGGAAGUUCUUCGAGCUCACAGGAGGAGAAUGAACGAAACAGGGAGAGCAUUAUAUAA